GAGAGAGAGAGAGACUAAAAAGCAGCCUCGCUUGCUCGGACGCUGCCGUCCCCGCCGUCGCUCGGGCCCAGAAUUUCUGUUUGCGCCCAACGACUGACGAUUCGUCGACGACUGACGAGGGACGACCUUUUGCUGGGAGGCCAACGCAGCCCGCCCUGUGACUCCUGGCCCAUCAGGCACCCAGACCAUGCCCCAUCCCAAGCCCGCGCAGGUGGCAGACUACGACAGCGACGAGGGUCGCAUCGUCUCAGGAACCGAAGUCUCCGCCCAUACUAGCAGGAGUAGUAAGCAUAGACCGUCGUCGUCGUCCAAGCCGCCGAAACAAGGGGGAGGAGGAGCAGCAGCAGUAGCAGCAGGAGCAGGACCAGCAGCAGGAGGAGCAGGAGGAGGAGGAGGAGGAGGAGAACGAGCGAGUCGGAGUGCGACGCCGCACGUCCCAGCAAGUGACUCAGGUUACUCUUCGACUCCGGCGGCAGACACAAAGCCUGCUACCUCCACUGCUACUGCUACUGCUACUGCUGCCGCCGCCGCCGCCAAUUCCCCCGCAAAGCCCGCGCAAAGCACUUCGUCACCGGCUGUAGCCCCGAGUCCCGUCAAGUCUAAACCCAUCAUUCAUCGCCAGGACAGUGCACGGAGCACCACCAGGGCCGCCACCAUAUCGAACACUACUGCAAAGCGAAAGGACCAUUGUACGGACCCCAACUGUCGCGACCCCAACUGCGACAGCACUCGCAAUCUCGAGCGCCGCUACACCAACCCCAACCGCGAACAUCGCAACUCCAUGUCGGCCGCACUGCCGCCCGCGCAGGCUCAAUACCACUACUACCCACAACAACAACAACAGCAGCAGCAGCACGACUAUGCAGCCAUGCCGCCUCCCUCUGCGAUGCCUUUGGCGCGAAGGGAAUCCAUGGUCCAUCCUCGACCUCACAGCCUUCAUAUGCCACACGUUUCCGCGGGCCUGCCACUCUCCUAUCCUGUAGUCCAUCCGGGUGCUACUCCUGGUUAUGGCUAUGGGCACCCACAAGCCUCGUAUGCUCCACAGCAACCAGUGGUAUACGGGACCGCCCCGCCGACCCAGCAAGCUGUCUACCCACCACCUCCAUCUCCCGUCAAAGCGGCCGUUCCAUCUUCACCUCUGACGGGCACGUAUCCGGGCUAUCCUGGACAGCUGGGAAAGAUCUCUGCGCGCACAGGCAAUCCGGCUGUGCCUGGACUGGUGACCUCGAUUCCCAUGCAGCCUCCCGCCCCCGCCUACAACGUGUCUGCUGGCGGCGGCAUGUCUGCGCGUGCGGAUCGUCGCACUAAGAAUCAUGCUGCCGAGCAACGGCGCCUUCGUGAUGACGAGAAUACAUCGUCCGAGUCGGAGAGCUCCGGUGACGAACGCAACCAAGAUGCGCGUUACGACUAUCAUCGCGACGAACAAGACCGUCGACGGGAGCCGAAGCGCAUCGAAUAUGAACGCCAGCGCUCCAAGUCGCGACGUCGUCGAUCCGUCGUGAUUGAAGAUCCUCGUCCUGUUGCGAAGAAGUCAUACACCACAUCCGUCGUCCCUACCCGGCAAUCGAGUCGCCGGGACUCCAUUUCGCGACCGGACUUGAACCAUCGCACGACGUCCGAUCCCUUGGUCGAAUACGUAUCGUCGCCGGACACCUAUGAGUCUAGUCACCCGUCGAAGGCCGUGCUCGAUCGUCGCGAGCGCGAUCGCAGAGAUGCCGCCUCCGCCAAACGGCACAGCCGCCGCAUGUCGGUGUCGACCACCGCGGACUCGUACGACACGCCGCCCACCUCCAUCUCCAACGGUUCGGGCUACGUGGAGGCCAUCAUCGAAGACAGGGGUGGCAGUCGGAGAGUAUAUCUCUCGCGAGAGCAAUACGCAGAACUGACGCGAAGGUACGAGAGAGAAGAUCGCGAGGCAGAACGCGACCGACUGGAAGCGCAGCGCAUGCAUCUCGAACGCAUCGAGAGGUACCAAAAGGAGCAGGCCGCAGGCGUGGAGCGACAGAAUCUGACCGCCACGAAUAUCAAGGAAGCCGCUCGGACCACCACCAAGUCGCAUGUCUCCAGCCGCAGUCAAAAGACCACCACUUCGGGCUCCAGGCUAUCUCGUGGCGGACUGACUCUCGAGAGAAACGGCACCAUGUUGUACCUCGAAGAAGGCAUUCCGGAAAUCUCUCUCAAACUCGAUGAUGAUGGUCACACUCGAGUGGUCAUUGGAUCCGGCACCAAUGGACGCGAGCAGUCAUACCACGGCAGCAAAUCGAGCGGAAGCCGUGUUGGCCGGCCGAGAACUUCUCGUCAGCAUUCGAUUCGCGAGGAGGAGCAAUACGAGAGGGGCCUGUAAAUCUACCCUCCAGUCCUCUCUCUGUCUCUGUCACACACACACACACACACACACCAAGCCAUCAUCCUCGCGGGAUGAUGGCGCACCAUCCGCAUGUCUGCUCCACCAUGAGCGAGGGUCACUGCGCACGAUUUUCACACUGCAUCUGUUUCCCAUCGACUUUCCAGCGAUCUAGCGAUUGACGUAAUUUUGAGCGACAUAGCGACAUGUUUCAAUUUGGGAUUAGCCAUGGCGCACCGAGAAGCGCAUCCUCCAGUUUUUCUUUCACACCUUGCUCAGACGCUUGUUCGGGACUGGACGGGACUGAACCGAAAUCGCAUCGCACACUGGGUGGCUCAUAUGAUUGCUUACUGGCACCUUGACAUCUGCUUCCUCUUCGACGACCGAGCGACUGACCGACCGCUGGGCGGGCCGGCAGCCAGGCAGGCAGAAAAAAAGUCUAUUUUUCAAAAGUACAAUAUGAUUCUAACAAGGGGCAAGGCCAGUAUGUUAUUCGUUUCAUCGAGCACUUUUUUCUCUCCCUCUCCCCUCUUGGGGACCUGCAGGGAUGGAAUGAAUGGAAGAAAAGGGAGAGGAGCAUCUUGAAGAGGAGGAAGUAGAGGAAGUGGAAGGGGAAGAAGGGGAAGAAACAGCAGGGUGGAUGGGUUGAUGAGCAUGAUGGAUAACGACUCUCUUAUGUCGUUUUUUUGUGUUUUGCUUUCAUGUUAGCGAUACCCCCUUUGUCUUCUUCGUCGUCAUCAUCAUUGCACUGAUUGGGUUUUGUUGGUUUGCGAGCGUGGAGCGUUCUUGUUUGGCAUGAAUGGAUGGAAUGGAGGAAAUGGAUGAACUGGGACGGGGAAAGGGGUGAAGGAACGAAUGGUCCCGCUGAUGCUUUUAGCCAUGCGAGCGAGCAACAAUGCAAGCAUCGUGGGCGAAUAUUGCAUUGCGUAGCAAUGCCUUUUGGAAGUAAAAAAGGGGGGAAAAAGGGGGAACCAAAGGGCAUACGUGUGUCUGCUGUUGCUACGACAAGGAAAGUAAUAAUGGCUACAGAUGCGGAACUUCGCGACUGUACGAUGGGAUGGGAUGGAAAGGGAAUGGGGAAUGGAAUGAAAUGAAGCAUGAGUUGGCGACUCUGGGAAGUCGAUGAUAGGUAGCAAGUAGGAUAGCUAGACAGACCAGACAAGACAAGACGACGAUACUAC
Molecule: messenger RNA, 3525 nt
Organism: Sphaerulina musiva SO2202
Lineage: Eukaryota; Fungi; Ascomycota; Dothideomycetes; Mycosphaerellales; Mycosphaerellaceae
Exons: 1
Coding region: 188-2344 (718 amino acids)
Source: RefSeq, a predicted model, not a curated record